AUGUUCAAACAACUAUCUCGCCUACCAUGCCGGUCAACCUUCACCCCACUGGCACCCGGUAGCCGGCGAUAUCUCCAAACCAAAAAGCAACAUUACCUGCCAGCAGCUUACUACCGCGGCGGCACCUCACGCGCAGUCUUCUUCAAGCAAGAAGACCUGCCCCCAAACAGAACAGACUGGGCCCCCAUAUUCCGCAGUGUGAUUGGCAGUCCAGAUCCCCAUGGUCGACAGCUAGACGGACUAGGAGGUGGAAUAUCUAGCCUCUCGAAGGUCUGCGUCGUCGGCGCACCAACACACGCCGAAGCCGACGUCGAUUAUACUUUCAUCUCGCUCGGUAUCGAGAACACCGACGUUGACUAUUCCAGUAAUUGCGGGAACAUGAGUUCUGCCGUCGGCCCCUUCGCCGUCGAUGCACAUGUGUUCCCCUUGCAGAAUCUCAACCCGGAUUCAGCCUCGGUACGCAUCCACAACACCAACACCGGCAAGAUCAUCCGUUCUUCUUUUCCUGUUGUCGAUGGCGAAGCUGCCGCCAGCGGGGACUUUGCUAUAGACGGUGUCGCGGGUACAGCGGCCCGUGUCCAGCUCGACUUUAUCGACCCCGCCGGCUCGGUUACGGGGAAACUCCUGCCUACCGGCAAUGUCGUCGAUACCUUUGAUGGAAUCGGAGCUACGUGCAUUGACGUCGGGAAUCCGUGUGUCUUUGUGCAGGCGCUUGAUCUUGGAGUGAGUGGGAAUUUGACUCCUGAUGAGAUCACUGCUCAUUCAGAUUUACUGCUGCGUUUGGAGUCGAUUCGUCGGCAGGCGGGCGUUAAGAUGGGUAUUGUGGAUGAGAUUGGGGCGGUUCCUGGUAGUGUACCUAAGAUCUGUAUCGUGGCAACUCCAUCUCCAACCGAUUCCAGGGAUAUCAAACAGCGACAGACGUCUGCUGAUGUUGAUCUUUUGGCUCGUGCGAUUUCGGUUGGACAGCCACAUCAGGCAGUCCCGAUUACUGUCGCUUUGUCGCUUGCUGCUGCUGCUCGUGUGCCGCAGAGUACAGUGGCUGGCGUUGUGGAUAAGAAUCCCGUCGACAGUGCUGGCAUCACUAUUGGUCAUGCCAGUGGGAACCUGCUGGUUGGUGCAGAUUUCGAUGUAGACGGAGCGUUGACCUCCGCUACAGUCUUUAGUACAGCGCGUCGUUUGUUUGAGGGCCGCAUUUUAUGGAAGAAAAUUAACUGA
Messenger RNA from Penicillium digitatum Pd1, 1215 nucleotides. RefSeq names its product DUF453 domain protein. The record is from RefSeq and is a predicted model, not a curated record. Lineage: Eukaryota; Fungi; Ascomycota; Eurotiomycetes; Eurotiales; Aspergillaceae.